AUCUAAUCUUACACAGCGCUGAGAGAAUAAGAUAGACACAUUUAUUUUAUCACACGAGGACGAGGAAUGAAUCAGUUAUGGUGGUUCUUCAGGCUGGAAUGUUGUGUCUGGGUCCUUCAAUCAUCAUCAUCUUUCUUCUAACUUGUGGAGAUUCUACUGAUGGAUUUAAUAAAAAUAUUCAUACAAUCAACAGAAAUGCUUCUCAGGGAGAAACUGUUGUUUUUCACUGUAAUGAAAAUGAAGAUAAAGUAGCUGAUGUUGGAUGGCGUAAGGAGGAGAUUCUUCUUUUUAUCUACAGCCCUGUUAUUAACCAAACUGUGACAAACUAUACAUCAAACAGAAUGUAUGUCGAUCCCAACAAUCCACGGAAACUACACAUAUCUGAUGUACAGCCUUCAGACGCAGGAAACUAUACAUGUUUCCCACUACAAGUACAAGUACAGUGGAUACUGACCAUAGAAAUUUCUGAGAAUAAACCAGAGCUGCUCAGAGAUAUAUUUGUCUACAUCACAUCCUCAGUAACAGGAGCUACUGCACUGUGCUUUAUUAUCAUCAUCUGCACUGUGUGGAUUCACAGGAAACACAAAACAAGUAACAAGGAAACUGGGGAUGAGCUUCAAACACAAGGAGGAGGAAUGGACCCCAUUCAGAACAGCCAGUAUUUUGAGAGGUUUAACUCUAUGUAUGGAGAAGUCAAAUAAGGAUUUCACUGACAGUCUUACUGGAGUCUGGAAUCUUACUGCUCUUACAGAAAAUCUACAGUUUCUGAAGUGGUCAUCAAGUCCUUUUCACAAGUGGGAUAAAUCAAAUCAACCUUGUAAUAGCAAGAGGACACCGCUCAGCCUUUUCUGGCGUAGAGUAUAAUCUACAGAGUACACAAGACAAGCUAAAGACUUCAGCAUCUAUUCAAGAUGUUCUCUUAUGAUUUAGUGCAAAUUAUGUGUUGGAGCUCAGAAGAUGCUGUUGUUUUGGAACAACUGUCAGUAUCAGCUGUCAUAAGUGAUAAGAACACAAGCCUUGCUUUGAGUUUGAGAAGGUGAACCAUUCUGUGCUCCAGAAAGACUCUUUCCAGUCGAAAGAGCAAUAUUCAAAGAACAACUUGGAAAUGACGAGCAAUAUUAACUUUUAAACAUGUAUAAGCAAAGGAAAGUACAGCAGAACAGCCCAAAUUUACAUGCUGACAAAAAGCUGAAAAAGUAUAAUUUAUCAAGUGUAUUAAUAAUUUUACAUGUUUUUGUUUAGACUAUUCUUUGAAAGAAUCAGAUGAAGGGAAAAAUGCAGCAACCGUCCCUGAAAACUCAAAGCAAAGUUUGUUUUGUGUUUUAAAUAUUUUGCGUAUAUACAGAUACAAAAAUACACUUUCCCUUCAGGUGCAAUAUAAAGCUUAACGCUGACAGCUUCAUAAUAUUGUCAGUUUAUUAAUUUAUUUGUGAUUAAUUAUUUACUUAUUUUGGUUCCUUCAGUCCUGUGACUGAUAAUGUUAUUUGUAAAGUGCAUUUCUGUCUUGCAGCUGGAGUGAUGUGGCCAAGGAAACAGAAUGUAGAUAAAACUGCGAAUGUAUUUUAUGUAAUAUUCUAAAAUAUGUCAGUCGUUGUCAUGGGUGAUUUUCAUAUUGUUUCUUUUUCCAUUUCAGUUCAGUACACUGUCAGA
Messenger RNA from Colossoma macropomum (tambaqui), 1650 nucleotides. RefSeq lists its product as uncharacterized. NCBI's taxonomy places the organism in Eukaryota, Metazoa, Chordata, Actinopteri, Characiformes, Serrasalmidae. Bases 78 to 701 code for a protein of 207 amino acids. The record is from RefSeq and is a predicted model, not a curated record. The transcript is spliced from 6 exons.